AUAUAUACCACUCAUACUUACACACUCUGCUUUCCUCUCUUUCCGGCUUUGCUUCAUUUUAUCUUCUUCCAAUUCCCAAAAUGGCCAUCACUUUCUCAGAUCUCCACACUGAGUCUGGCCUUAAAUCCCUUGAUGACUUCCUCUCUGGCAAAUCAUACAUCUCUGGGGAUAAGCUGACCAAGGAUGACAUAAAAGUCUAUGCUGCUGUUUUGAAGAAUCCUGGUGAUUCUUUUCCCAAUGUUAGCCAGUGGUAUAACUGUGUAUCUUCCCAUCUUGCCGCCAGCUUCCCUGGAAAUGCUGUUGGCGUAGGACUUGGUGGCAAAGCUGCUGCAGCCGAAUCUCCUAAAGCCGAGGCUCCCGCUGCAGAUGAUGACGAUGACUUGGAUCUGUUUGGUGAUGAGACAGAGGAGGAAAAGAAGGCAGCAGAUGAGAGGGAAGCUGCUAAGAAAUCUGCUAAGAAGAAAGAGAGUGGAAAGUCUUCUGUGCUUAUGGAUAUCAAACCAUGGGAUGACGAGACUGACAUGAAGAAGUUGGAAGAAGCUGUUCGAGCCAUUGAGAUGCCUGGUCUUUUGUGGGGAGCAUCAAAACUGGCUCCUGUUGGUUACGGCAUUAAGAAGCUCCAGAUCAUGCUUACUAUAGUGGACGACCUUGUAUCUGUUGAUACCCUUAUUGAGGAGCAACUCACAGUGGAGCCCUGCAAUGAAUAUGUUCAAAGUUGUGACAUAGUUGCAUUCAACAAAAUUUAGACGACCUUUUAUUCAAUAUCCGUUAGGGUUAGCCAAUUUUGGCCAUGCUGUCAACCUUUUGUCCUUUGCUUUGCCCCCUAUAUUAUUUUUCGUUUGGCCUGUGCUUUCUACUGCUUCUGCUUUAUAUUGAGGAGAGAUGAAAAGGUUUAAGGACUUUGAGAUGUUUUGCAAAAAUGGUUUUCUAAUAUAAUGUUCAAUGUUUUAAUUCA
This is a messenger RNA of Theobroma umbraticum, 955 nucleotides long. Its product is annotated as Translation elongation factor EF1B/ribosomal protein S6 family protein. The record is from RefSeq and is a predicted model, not a curated record. Gene Ontology annotation, cellular component: cytosol; eukaryotic translation elongation factor 1 complex. Gene Ontology annotation, biological process: translational elongation. Lineage: Eukaryota; Viridiplantae; Streptophyta; Magnoliopsida; Malvales; Malvaceae. Gene Ontology annotation, molecular function: guanyl-nucleotide exchange factor activity; translation elongation factor activity.